AAGGCGUCGCGCGAAGUCGGGGUAACUGGUUGGAGUUUGGAGAUCCUCCCCGGCUAAUGAUUCCGUCUGACUUUCGGCAAAGGCUAACCAUCCGAGCAGACGUCAACGGCCCGUCUAAAUUACAUUAUCGUACUCAUCAACAGCUCGCUUUAUCUACAUAGCCUCAUCGUUCCCCCCGCGUCCCAAGAUGUUGUCUAACAGUGACCCCUCUUGCCCUGCUGUUGGCAACCAGAAUCCAGUUCCACAACAAUGCCGUACCUCUUCAUUCAAGACCACAAGCUGCACUAUGCGGACUCCCAUCCGCAGGGGGCCCCAAGCGGCGGAUUGACCUUCAUUUGUAUCCAUGGAUUGGGAUCCUCUCAGAAUUAUUAUUUCCCUGUCAUUCCUCAUUUGACAGGCAAGCAUCGUUGCAUCGCUUUCGACAGCUAUGGCAGCGGACGAUCGAAUUACACGGGUCUGCAGACGAGCGUGGAGUCUAUCGCCGAAGACGUGCUAUCAAUUAUGGGCGAGCUGGAGAUCCCAAGAGCGGUCAUGGUUGGCCACUCCAUGGGUGGCAUGGUUGUGUCCCAUCUGGCGGCUACACAACCUGACAAGGUCCUUGCAGUCGUGGCCAUUGGGCCAGUGCACCCGGAGAGUAGUACCGCAGAGGUCUUUGAGAAGCGAAUUGGAAUGGUGACUAAAUCUGGAAUGGAAUGUAUGGCAGACUCGAUUCCUAACCAGGCAACGGGUUCUCGCGCAACAGCGCUCCAGAAAGCCUUCAUUCGGGAACUGAUCUUGAAUCAGACCCCUCUGGGCUACGCUGCAGCUUGCAGGGCCGUCGCAACGGCACGCCCUCCUAAUUAUGCCGGUGUAAAAGCACCUUUCCUGCUCAUUGCCGGGCAGGAAGACAAGUCGGCACCAAUGGAUGGAUGCAAGUUCAUCUUUGAAAACAUCCAAAGCCAGAAUAAGAAGAUGGAAGUGCUUCCGGGUGUUGGGCAUUGGCACUGUGUCGAGGCCAGCGAUGAGGUUGGCAAGCUCAUCGCCGAGUUCGCAGGAACCCUUCAGGCUUGAGACUUUGGGGGCGUGGAGCCGACCAUUUGUGAUAAUCAACUUUCUACGAUUAAGCGAAUAGACAUUUUACAUUAUAGAAGGAUUGUGAUCGAUUCUCGCGAAAGAUAAUAUAAAGCCGGAGCUUUCUCUUAGUCAGUGACUAUCAUGACGAACUUAUAUUAUGGGAGCUAUCCCAGUCACUUUAUGGAAUAACUGGAAAGAGCAGAGGUUUUUGGUAUCAAAUUAAAGAAACAAUAGGCGACAGCUCAUUAUUAAAUACAGAUAAAUCAUUAGACUCCAUUCGUCUUGACGUUGCCAGGAACAAGCC
Paecilomyces variotii is the source of this 1357-nucleotide messenger RNA. RefSeq names its product putative alpha/beta hydrolase. The transcript is spliced from 2 exons. The coding region runs from base 250 to 1050 and encodes 266 amino acids. Lineage: Eukaryota; Fungi; Ascomycota; Eurotiomycetes; Eurotiales; Thermoascaceae. The record is from RefSeq and is a predicted model, not a curated record.